UCACAAUCUACAGAAAGUGGCGGCGAAAUGAGUAAUCCUGAGUGGUAUUACAAUCAGCCACGGUAUAAUAAUACCAUACCUUCAGCUUCUCCGCAACAGAAUGGUUUUUGUCCAGUUCCCCCCGAAGCAGCACCUUCCGUUCAAUGGGGCUACAACUGGACGCAAGAAAAUGUUGCCGGUCGGUAUGUCCAAUCAACAUACGCAUGUGCGCCUCUUAAUGUGGCGGAUACACAAUAUCCAUAUUCGCCUAAUCAGUAUACGAUUCCGCCACCGUUUCCCAUUGAAAAUGUCACCCAACGUGGAUACAUGCAAGAUUGCCAUUCUAAUAAAACUGCAGAAGGUUUUGGUCCCUCAAACCGUUUUAGUUCCAAAUAUAGAACAAGUAGAUCUGGUUCAGUAGUAUCGCAAUCGGUUACUACUACAACUUCAGAGGAAUCGAGACAUCGCACAGAUAGUUCAAAUAGGGCAUUUAGAAGCAGAAGUUAUGCAAGUAGUCGUAGCAGUAUUUCUCGGAGGAGGAGUAGAAGUAGAAGUAGAGCAACAACUUCACGUAGCAAUAGACGAGAUAGGUAUUCAAAGGAGACUAAUAGAUACCGAAGUCCGCAAAGAAGCAGAGAUUACUGUGCAAGACGGGAGGACAAUAGAACAACAAAUAGAAAAUCGCGAGACAAGGAAAUUACUCAUUUCAAAUCGAAUCCAUCGCAUGCAUCUCAAACCGAAAGAGAUGCAAUUUUAAAAUUAUGGAAGAACAAUUACUGCAAUACCCAACAGAAGAUUACAGAAAAAUUGGAAGAAUAUGUUAAGAAAAACGAAGAUAUUAUUUCCGCUGAAAGAAAAAUUUGGACCAGGUCCACACCAUCUGAAUUGUAUUACGAGAGAGAGGAGACUAAUUUUAAAAUACUGAAAGGCUCUGAAAAAUUAGUUGAAAUGUGUAAAUCAUUUAAAAAUGAGCUAUUGGAUAGAUCUGCAAACAUUAAUAUGCUUAAGCCAAAGUAUGAGCCGCCUCCAAGGAGAAAUCGUCGUCGAAUGUGCAAACAUAAAACGGAAGUCAGAAGCAGUAGUUCAGAUUCGGACAGUUCUAAUGGUAGCUUUUCUGAUGAAGAAGAUUAUUCUAUGGAAGAGCUUCAGAGAAAGCAACAACAUCCAGACCGCCUUGACACAGAAAUGUGGUAUAAUGAUCCAGGAGAAAUGAAUGACGGACCUUUGUGCAGGUGUUCCUAUAAGUCAAGGAAAUCUGGCAUCAGACAUGGAAUUUACCCUGGCGAAUUGCCUAUUCCAAAAUGCUCUAUUUUCACCAACAAUGCUGAUAAAUUGUUCCAUUAUAGAAUUAUUAUAUCUCCCCCAACAAACUUUUUGAUCAAAGCACCUACUAUUAUCCAGCACGACGAGCACGAAUACAUUUUUGAAGGAUUUUCGAUUCUAUCCCAUUUUCCAUUACCCAACCUGCCACCUUGUAAAGUAAUUCGUUUUAACAUCGAAUACACCAUUCUGUAUUACGAAGAAAAAUUCCCUGAACAUUUUACCAUAUCAGAGAUCGAUUUAUUCUCUAUGUUCCUAUUUAAGGAAGUCUUAGAACUGGUAGAUCUAGAUUUGGUCACUCCUCUUGACAGUCAAAGUUGUUCUCGAUUUCACUUUAUGCCGAGAUUUGUAAGAGAGUUGCCAGGAGAUGGAAAAGAAAUUUUGUGCAUGCAACAAGUCAUAAAAUACCUGCUGGAUAGUUCUGUGCCGCUUAUUCAGGAAUGCGACCUGGAAAGUAUGGUGAAAAUGUCCCAAUAUGAGUGGCAAAAUUUUGCUGACGAAUUGAAGGGCAUGGUGGUGACAUGUCCUGGAAAAAAACCAUCUUCCGUACGUGUCGAUCAAUUGGAUCGAAAUAUUGACUUGCAAAAAGAGGGAGACUAUAAGUUUCCGGAAAUUGUUCAUUUUGGUAUUCGACCUCCACAAUUAAGCUACGCUGGCAAUCCGGAUUAUCAGAAGGCUUGGAGAGAAUAUGUAAAGUUCAGACAUCUUAUUGCAAAUAUGUCAAAGCCUACCUUUGACGACAAGAGGAAGCUGGAAGCCAAAGAAAACAAGCUGCAAGAAAUGAGAACACAAGGACAAAUGAAACGUGACGUUACUGUAGCAGUUUCUGCGGAAGGGUUUUAUCGGACAGGAAUAAUGUGCGAUAUUGUUCAACAUGCAAUGCUUAUGCCUGUAUUAGUUUGUCACUUAAGAUUCCACAAUUCACUAAAUAUACUAGAAGAAUCUCUCAAUUAUAAAUUUCAAAAUCGCGGAUUGCUUCAACUGGCUCUAACCCAUCCAUCAUAUAGAGAAAAUUUUGGUACAAAUCCGGACCACGCCCGAAAUAGUUUAACGAAUUGCGGUAUUAGACAGCCUGAAUAUGGAGAUCGAAGGAUCCAUUACAUGAACACUAGAAAAAGAGGGAUUAAUACGCUAAUAAACAUUAUGUCGCGAUUUGGAAAGCAAGAAGAGACCGAAUCAAAUAUAACUCAUAACGAGCGUUUGGAAUUUUUGGGCGAUGCAGUUGUAGAAUUUUUAUCGUCGAUUCAUCUAUUUUUUUCAUUUCCUGAACUUGAAGAAGGCGGUCUUGCCACGUACAGGGCUGCAAUAGUUCAGAACCAACAUCUUGCUCUUCUGGCCAGAGUAUUGAAACUUGACCAAUUUAUGCUUUAUGCACAUGGUUCGGACUUGUGCCACGAUCUAGAAUUAAAACACGCAAUGGCUAACUGCUUCGAGGCCCUGAUGGGCGCCCUUUUCUUAGACGGAGGAAUUGAUGUUGCCGAUCAGGUCUUUUCCAAUACUUUGUUCAGAGAUAAUCCAGACUUAUUAAAGGUUUGGGUAAAACUUCCCCCACAUCCAUUGCAAGAGCAAGAACCGACUGGUGAUCGACACUGGAUUCAGAAGUUUGAAAUCUUGAAUAAACUCACCGAGUUUGAAAUGAGCAUUAAUGUCGAAUUCAACCACAUAAGACUGUUAGCUAGAGCUUUCACCGAUAGGAGCGUUGGAUACACCAACUUAACUAUGGGAUCGAAUCAAAGAUUAGAGUUUUUGGGUGAUACCGUAUUACAACUCAUUGCCUCCGAAUAUCUAUAUAGGUACUUCCCAGAGCAUCAUGAAGGACAUUUAUCUUUACUUAGAAGCUCGUUGGUGAAUAAUAGGACGCAAGCUGUAGUUUGCGAUGAUCUAGGGAUGGCUCAAUAUGCUUUAUACAGCAAUCCUAAGCCUGAACUUAAAACCAAAGAUAGAGCCGAUUUACUAGAAGCUUUUAUUGGAGCUCUUUACGUGGAUCAAGGUAUGGAAUUUUGCGAACUAUUCUGUCAAGUUACGCUAUUUCCACGACUUCAAGAUUUUAUUAUGAAUCAAGAUUGGAAUGAUCCAAAGUCAAAACUACAACAGUGCUGCCUAACCUUACGUACUAUGGAUGGAGGGGAGCCUGAUAUACCAGUUUACAAAGUGAUUGAAUGUAAAGGUCCUACAAACACCAGAGUCUAUACGGUAGCAGUCUACUUCAGAGGAAGACGUUUAGCGAGCGCAAUGGGGCACAGUAUUCAACAGGCUGAAAUGAAUGCCGCCAAAAAAGCCCUAGAAUUGUCACAAGAUCUAUUCCCACAGCUUGAUCAUCAGAAGCGUGUAAUUGUGAAAAGUUUGAAGCGCCAACGAAAACACAAAAAUUCGAAGAAUCCACACCAGCAAAGAGACACCAAGUCACCGGAAAGUUAUUCAAGGCAUCGGUUUAAGUCAAAAAGCCCUGAUCCGGAGAAUGGUCGUCACCGUACUUUACAUACAAAAAGCAGAAAAGACUCUAAAUCAUUAAGUAAGACAGCUACCCAGUACUCUACUCGAAAGAAGUCAUCUUCAAGUAGUGAAAGUGAAGCAGAAUCUUCCACAACCAAAAAAACAAAUACUCAGUCACCGCAAUAUACAAGCGAAAAUUCUAGCGACAGUUCUUCGGAGUAUACAGCAUUACAUAGAACGAAUUUCAAGAAAUUGAUAGGCAGAAGUGACUCUAUAAGUGACUUGCUUGAAUGCUCGGGCACUGAUAAGGGCCCUGUGUGAUUGAGAAAAAAAUCUGAAACAUUUAGUUAAGUAUGUUAGUUAAUCUCGUCUCGUUUAGCUUUUGCAAAACUUUAGUCAGUUUGUGUGAAAAAAACUAACUUAAUAACCAAAAACUCGAUAAUCAUAAGCAAACCCAUUUGAGAUAAUAAUGUUAUAUUUAUAUGCUGCUUUUAUGUCGACGGUGGUUGAGGAUUUUUUUUGAAACGGGUUCAUUUUGGGCGCAUUUUUUAAUUGCUUUAUAUUGUUAUUUUAUUACGUUUACAUAUCCAACGGUGGGCCAACGAAAAGGUCGCAUCCCUAUUGUA
Dendroctonus ponderosae (mountain pine beetle) is the source of this 4358-nucleotide messenger RNA. RefSeq names its product ribonuclease 3 (gene drosha). Lineage: Eukaryota; Metazoa; Arthropoda; Insecta; Coleoptera; Curculionidae. Gene Ontology annotation, cellular component: nucleus. Gene Ontology annotation, molecular function: ribonuclease III activity; double-stranded RNA binding. The record is from RefSeq and is a predicted model, not a curated record. Gene Ontology annotation, biological process: primary miRNA processing; rRNA processing; regulation of gene expression.